Messenger RNA from Hydra vulgaris (swiftwater hydra), 1485 nucleotides. It is a transcript of the gene hywnt2, whose product is annotated as secreted signaling factor Wnt2. Gene Ontology annotation, biological process: neuron differentiation; cell fate commitment; multicellular organism development. Gene Ontology annotation, molecular function: cytokine activity; frizzled binding. Gene Ontology annotation, cellular component: extracellular region. The record is from RefSeq and is a predicted model, not a curated record. Lineage: Eukaryota; Metazoa; Cnidaria; Hydrozoa; Anthoathecata; Hydridae.
UGAACGAUCCAGAGCUAUCAAAAUAAAGUUCGCAGUGGAAGUUAAGUAAACGUUUGCUGAUUAAAUAAUAAAUAUUUAAACGUUUGUAUUGAACGUUCAAGAAUUGCAAAACAGAAUUCACAUAAAAUGGUUUACAUAACGUUUGCAGCGAACGUUACGCAAACCUAAAUGAACGUUGUGACAACGUUUCUUAAACGUUAAUUGUUAGCUGGGUUGUUUAUAUGCUUACUAGGUUGAGUUCACAAGUUUUUUCUACAGAAACAACUAAUAACUGCAACAAUAUGGUUAGAUUUACAAAAGAACAAAUUGAACUUUGUAAAAAAUAUCCGCUGCUCAUGAAUGUUAUUGGAAAAGGAGCACGUAAAGCUUUAGUCGAAUGUCAGGAACAAUUUUCAUUUCAUAAAUGAAACUGUUCUCACACAGACCAAAAAAAAAGAAUGCUACUUGGAAAACUAACAAGUCAAGGCAAUCGAGAAGCUGCAUUUUUUCGUGCAAUUACAUCAGCUGGCGUUACAGAUGAAAUCAUUCGUGCAUGUAAUAUGGAUAAGUAUUCUGAUGCUUGUCAAUGCGAACAUGUUCCUAAUAAUAUAAACGAAAAAUUAAAAUGGUAUGGAUGCAACGAUAACAUUAAAUUUGGUACAAUGUUUGCGCACAGGUUUUUGGAUGCUAAAGAAAAAGGAGCCGAUGCAAGUGGACUUAUGAACAAACAAAACAACCUUGCAGGUCAAAUGGCAGUGAAACAACUUACGCUCUUGAUUUGCAUUUGUCAUUGUGUUUCUGGGGCGUGCAGCAUGAAAACAUGCCGUCAUUCAAUUUCACCAUUUAAUCAAGUCGGAAAUUUUCUUCAAAAAAAAUAUCAUUCUGCAAUACAUACAUAUUUUGAUCAAAACAAAAAUGAAUUAGUACCUGUGAAUCAUGGCGUUUCAGAGCAUACAAAAUAUGAUCUUGUUUAUUUAGAAACAUCUUUAAACUACUGCAUUAAAAAUAACCAUAAAGGAAUUUUAGGUGUUGCUGGUAGGCAAUGCAAUAAGGCAUCUUAUGGCCCAGAUGGAUGUGACUCAAUGUGUUGUGGAAUGGGUUUUCAUACCAAAAAGGUUACGUCGAAUCGAAUUGUAAUUGUAAAUUUCACUGGUGUUGUAGCGUGAAGUGCGAAAGAUGCAUCUCAAAUGUGAAUUAUUUCUACUGUAGAGACCAAACAAAAAACCAAAAGAAAAAACGAAAAAAUAAAGAGUGAAAAAAGGAGUGAAGAAAUGAGAUAAAGGAAUGCUAUUACAUUUUGUCAAAUAUAAUAUUAGAGUAAUUAUUUAUUCCAGAAAAAGAUUGAGAAACAAAGUAAACAAAUUCGGUCGACGCGUUGCUUCUAAUAUAUGAAAAUAUAUGCAUCAGUAUAAACAAAAAGAAAUUAUGUAGAUCAACGCAUAUAUAUGAGAAAAUCCUUAGUAUAAUUAUUAAUUACGUCAGUAAAAAUAUAUUUAGCUAUUAUUA